AUUGGGAGGGGGGGAAAUGGAUUCAUUGAACUGAAUAGACAUUAAAUCAAUCCAAAAUAUUCCAUCCUUAGUUAAGGAAUUUUUUGUACACUCUUUCCAUUUUCAGUAGCAAUUGGAUGUUUCCACUGAGAUCUAUCAACCUUAUCGGAAACAAUUUCUCUGCGGUUUAUUACGCUUGAGUGAAUAUGAUUAACCAAACAACCCUCUCUGGCGGUGGCGGUGGCGGUGGCGGUGGCGGUGGCUGCCCCGACGGCGCUGCAACUGCAAGCGGUGACAUCAUGGAUCAAAGGAGUGUUAAGGAAGAGGAGAUGGAAGUAAGCACGGAGACGAUGGGGGGCGGUGGAGGCGAAUCUGAUUGCGGCGGCGGAGGCGAUGGGGGUUGGGCGUCAUCGGCGACGGCGAAACCAAUGGAAGGGUUGCAUGAGGUGGGGCCGGCGCCGUUCCUGAAGAAGACGUAUGAGAUGGUGGAGGAUCCGGAAACCGACCCGGUUGUAUCUUGGAGCGAAGGCGGUAAUAGCUUCAUUGUUUGGGAUUCUCAUAAACUCUCCAUCACUCUUCUCCCCAAAUACUUCAAGCACUCCAAUUUCUCCAGCUUCAUCCGCCAGCUCAACACUUAUGGUUUUAGGAAGAUUGAUAGUGAUAAAUGGGAGUUUGCAAAUGAAGGGUUUCAAGGAGGGAAGAAGCAUUUACUGAAGAACAUAAAAAGAAGAAGCAGGUAUAACAGUUACAAGAAGCAGCAGCAGCAGCAUCAUUUGGGCAUGCCCAUGGGCUUACAAGAUUUGUCAAAGCACUCACUUGUGGAAGCAGAACUACAAGCUUUGAAGUCCGACAACAACAUUUUGAGAGUAGAGAUGUUGAAACUGAGAGAGCAGCAGCAGGACUCACAGAACCAGCUCACCAUGGUUGAAGACCGAGUCCGAUGCGUCGAGUCCAAGCACCAACAGAUGCUCUCUUUCGUCUCUAAAAUGUCCAGAAACCCCGGGUUUUGUCGACAGUUGGUGCAGAGGAGAAUGCUGAGGAAGAAGCUGAUGAACAAUGGGGAUGAGUUUGGAAACAACAGAAGGUUACUUGCAAUGCAAGGCCAUCAAAAUCUCACCCACUCUGAACUGCUCAGUACUGAAAUGUUUCCACAAGCUAUCGAACCCGGACCGGUCGUGCUCGAGCCGCCGGUCCGAGCCUCCACAAUGGUUGAUGAAGACAGUGACUCCAAAUUCUUCCUGGAAUUGGAGGAUCUCAUCCAGAAGCCUCCUCCUCCUCCUCCUCCUCCUCAGGAUUGCCCCUCAGCUUAUGUAAAGCAACAAGCUUUCCAUGGAUUUGUUGGAUCCAUUCCAUGAGUUCCCCAUUGUAUAUAAAAUUUGCUAGUAAGUCCUAUACUCUUCAAAAUUUGCAAUAUUGCCCCAACCCCUUUCGCGAACUUUUCAAAAUUAUGAGUUUCAAUUUUUGAAACGUUUGUGAAAUAUCGGGAUAAUAUUGUAAUUUUUGAAAAUAUAUGGUAUUUUUCAAAUUGGAGUGGCAUAUUUGUAAUAUACUUGAGAAGUGUGUGGUUAUAAGUAGUUUAA
Messenger RNA from Cucurbita pepo subsp. pepo (vegetable marrow), 1559 nucleotides. Its product is annotated as heat stress transcription factor A-7a. Gene Ontology annotation, molecular function: RNA polymerase II cis-regulatory region sequence-specific DNA binding; DNA-binding transcription factor activity. The record is from RefSeq and is a predicted model, not a curated record. Gene Ontology annotation, biological process: regulation of transcription by RNA polymerase II; cellular response to heat. Gene Ontology annotation, cellular component: nucleus. NCBI's taxonomy places the organism in Eukaryota, Viridiplantae, Streptophyta, Magnoliopsida, Cucurbitales, Cucurbitaceae.